AUGGGCAAUACAUGCCGUGGAUCUUUAGGAACAAAACACACAGAAGGCUUUAAUAAGCCCGAAGAUCAUUCAAUCGCUACUCAAAACCCUUCUUCUGCUUUAUCUAACAACUCUUUAGAUUACUCACCCACCACCUUGAUCAAUCAAAACCUCAUAUCUCAAGAAUUCUCAAAAGAACCCACUCCGAAACCCCUCCCUCUUCCCAAAAAAGACACCACCAUAACCAUGAGUCGCCAUGGAACCUCCAACCAAGCUUACUAUGUUCUCGGCCAUAAAACCGAUAACAUUCGCGAUGUCUACACAUUAGGUCAAAAGCUAGGUCAAGGUCAAUUCGGUACUACCUAUUUAUGCACUGAAAUCGCAACAGGGAUAGAUUACGCUUGUAAAUCGAUUUCCAAAAGGAAGCUGAUUUCAAAAGAGGAUUUGGAAGAUGUUAGGAGAGAGAUUCAGAUAAUGCACCAUUUAGCAGGACACAAGAAUAUUGUCACGAUUAAGGGUGCAUAUGAAGAUCCUUUGUAUGUUCAUAUCGUCAUGGAGCUUUGUAAUGGUGGAGAAUUGUUUGAUCGGAUCAUUCAAAGGGGACAUUAUAGUGAGAGAAAAGCUGCUGAAUUGACAAAGAUUAUCGUUGGUGUUGUUGAAGCUUGUCACUCACUUGGCGUUAUGCAUAGAGACUUGAAGCCUGAAAAUUUCUUAUUGGUUAACAGAGAUGAUGAUUUUUCUCUCAAAGCAAUCGAUUUCGGUCUUUCAGUUUUCUUCAAACCAGGUCAAAUCUUUACAGAUGUAGUAGGAAGUCCAUACUAUGUUGCUCCUGAGGUGCUUUUGAAGCAUUAUGGUCCAGAAGCAGAUGUAUGGACAGCUGGAGUGAUACUUUACAUACUACUAAGUGGAGUGCCUCCAUUUUGGGCUGAAACACAACAAGGGAUAUUUGAUGCUGUUUUGAAGGGAGAUAUAGACUUUGAUUCAGACCCAUGGCCAGUUAUAUCUGAUAGUGCAAAAGAUCUUAUUAGGAAGAUGUUAUGUUCCAGGCCUUCAAAUCGCCUAACUGCUCAUGAAGUUCUUUGUCAUCCUUGGAUUUGUGAAAAUGGUGUUGCUCCUGAUAGAGCAUUGGAUCCAGCUGUUCUUUCUCGUUUGAAGCAAUUCUCUGCAAUGAAUAAGUUGAAGAAGAUGGCUUUACGUGUUAUAGCUGAAAGCCUAUCAGAAGAGGAGAUUGCAGGAUUGAGAGAAAUGUUCAAGGCAAUGGACACUGAUAACAGUGGUGCAAUUACAUUUGAUGAACUUAAAGCUGGAUUAAGGAAAUUCGGUUCUACUUUAAAAGAUACAGAGAUAAGAGACCUUAUGGAUGCGGCUGACGUGGACAACAGUGGGACAAUAGAUUAUGGUGAAUUUGUAGCUGCUACAAUUCAUUUAAACAAACUUGAAAGAGAGGAGCAUCUUGUUGCAGCUUUUCAGUAUUUUGACAAAGAUGGAAGUGGUUAUAUAACGGUUGAUGAGCUUCAACAAGCUUGUGCAGAUCAUAACAUGACUGAUUUUCUUGUAGAAGAUAUUAUCAGAGAAGUUGACCAAGAUAACGAUGGAAGGAUUGAUUAUGGGGAAUUUGUGGCAAUGAUGACAAAAGGAAAUGCAGGAGUUGGAAGAAGAACAAUGCGCAACAGUUUGAAUAUGAGCAUGAGAGAUGCACCAGGGGCUCUUUAAUUUAAGUAUAUCUGCAAAGGUGGUGAUAUUGUAGAUUGUACAGCUGGCAAUGGAGGCUUCAAGGCUAUGACUUAAGUGGUUGUGCCGCUGCUGCCACCACCACCAUGAGGGAGGAGGAGUUGGGUGGCAGUGGAUGUUUAAUGUUUGAGCAUUAUUAUUUGUUUUAUGUUUGUUGUAUUACUUGAAAGGAUAUGUAAGAACUUAAUGAGUGCACAGUUUCUUGUUUGUUGUUUAUUGUUGUUCAAAUUCUUGUGCGACGACACUUUUAUUGUUUUUAAUUUUGAUAGGAAACAAAAUCUAUUAGACUUUGUGCCUAUGUUUCUUUAUGUGUUUUUCACUUGAUGAUAACUUGUGACAUGUGAGUUAUUACACAAGAAACCAAAAUCAAAUUGCCAAUCAAGAUCUGUUCAC
Molecule: messenger RNA, 2103 nt
Organism: Lactuca saligna
Lineage: Eukaryota; Viridiplantae; Streptophyta; Magnoliopsida; Asterales; Asteraceae
Source: the annotation of a GenBank genome assembly